AUGACGGAGAAGAAGCCAGGAAUGGUGAGUGUGAAGGAUAUGCCUCUGCUUCAGGAUGGACCACCACCGGGUGGGUCCUCGCCGGUUCGAUAUGCUCGUCGGAUAUCCAACACGCGUCGUAGCGCCAUGGCUAUGUUCCUUGCGAUUGCGAUGUCAGGUGCCUUAGCUUGGGGAAUGUACCAUGUCGGUCAGGGAAACAAAAUCCGCAGUCUACUUCCCGAAGCUGAGAAGAAACCUGAUCCGAGGCUAAUAGAAAUCAUCAAUCUAUUGAAAAAGGAAGAUCCAAUGAACCCGCUCCCUUAUGCAACAUUAAUGGCUGUCAUGCAUAAACCGGAUGAGCCAGAGACUGAUGUUUUGUUGUCGGCUAUGAUGGAGGUUUUGCAGAACCGAAACGAAUCAUCAAGACCAUCGUAA
This is a messenger RNA of Arabis nemorensis, 414 nucleotides long. The record is from the annotation of a GenBank genome assembly. NCBI's taxonomy places the organism in Eukaryota, Viridiplantae, Streptophyta, Magnoliopsida, Brassicales, Brassicaceae.